ACUGCUUUCUUGACAUUACCGCAUAUAGCAAUUAUGAAUUCAGAUAUGGACUUUGACGAUGAUGCACCGCCUAUGCUGGUUUCUGCCGACCAGCCUGAUGAUGCUGAGAAUCUCUCCAACCAUGUCGAUGACCUGAACUUGACUAGAGUUCCCAUUACUAUUAUUACAGGAUACUUGGGCGCUGGAAAGACAACACUGAUGAACUACAUUCUCAACGAACGCCACGGAAAGAAGAUUGCAGUCAUCUUGAACGAAUUUGGCGACUCUGCAGACAUUGAGAAGAGUCUGACCGUCAGCCAAGAAGGUCAACAGGUCGAGGAAUGGCUCGAAUUAGCCAACGGCUGUCUAUGUUGUUCAGUCAAAGACACUGGUGUCAGUGCCAUUGAAUCACUGAUGGAGAAGAGAGGAGCCUUUGACUACAUCCUACUGGAGACAACAGGCCUAGCAGAUCCCGGAAACCUUGCUCCGCUGUUUUGGGUCGACGAUGGUCUAGGCAGCACCAUCUACCUCGACGGCAUCGUGACUCUGGUGGAUGCAAAGAACAUCAUCCGUUGCUUGUCCGAACCUACUCCGGACGAAACUCAAGCAGAUGAGAACUCGACUACUGAACACGCCCAUGGCCCUCACCUCAGCACCGCACAUCUGCAAAUCUCCCACGCAGAUGUAAUAGUCAUCAACAAAGCAGAUUUGGUCUCAGAAGCAGAGCUCGAGCAAGUCAAGGCCAGAAUCUCAUCUAUCAAUGCACUUGCAAAGAUUCACGUCACAGAACACAGCAAAGUUCCAGCACUGGAAGGUGUACUGCUCGACCUCCAUGCCUACGAUCAGGUUGAUGCCGAUAGCAUCGAUUUCGCCAGCAAGGGCCACAGUCAUCUGGAUCCUGCUAUCUCAACGACCACAUUGACGCUACCACCUUUGUCAUCAGCACAACUGGACAAACUGGACACAUUCCUGCGAAACAUCCUAUGGACGCGGUUUUUCAUCUCACAUCCAGAAGCCGAAGGCGUAUCUGUCGAGUCUGCGGGCUCAAGACCAGAGAUCCACCGUACCAAAGGACGUCUGGUAAUGCAAGAAGGUGGAGUCAAGCUUCUGCAGGGUGUACGCGAAGUCUUUGAAUUCAUCGAUGCUGCAGACGUCGGUGCUUCGAACGACGGCGCGUCUGCCGACAGGGGAAAUGGCAAGAUUGUCUUCAUCGGACGUAAUCUGGUUCCUGCCGCUCUGCAGAAGACUUUGGAAGAUGCUGUUCUAGCAUAAUGAAAUUACUUACUUGUAUUAAGGAAAAGAACGAGAUAUGAAGAAAUGGGCCGCGAGGCAUUUGGCAAUGGUUGAAAACAUGUAGAGAUUUAUAUACAAAGCAUGCACUGUAAGAUGCUACGUGCACUGUCCCCUUG
Messenger RNA from Aureobasidium pullulans EXF-150, 1388 nucleotides. RefSeq names its product cobW-domain-containing protein. The record is from RefSeq and is a predicted model, not a curated record. The transcript is spliced from 3 exons. The coding region runs from base 34 to 1251 and encodes 405 amino acids. Lineage: Eukaryota; Fungi; Ascomycota; Dothideomycetes; Dothideales; Saccotheciaceae. Gene Ontology annotation, cellular component: cytoplasm.